This is a messenger RNA of Lodderomyces elongisporus, 5583 nucleotides long. RefSeq names its product Srb9p (gene SRB9). Gene Ontology annotation, cellular component: mediator complex. The record is from RefSeq and is a predicted model, not a curated record. Lineage: Eukaryota; Fungi; Ascomycota; Pichiomycetes; Serinales; Debaryomycetaceae. The coding region runs from base 1 to 5583 and encodes 1860 amino acids. The transcript has a single exon. Gene Ontology annotation, biological process: positive regulation of transcription by RNA polymerase II. Gene Ontology annotation, molecular function: transcription coactivator activity.
AUGACGUUGGAACACGAGAUUCUCGACUUGAACACAAACUAUUUCAAAUUUGGCCACUUGCAAAAUGUUCGACAUCGAGUUUAUACAAAUAUCAAAGAUAACGAACAGGCGCUAUUGGAAUUGGAAUUAAAGAUUCGACAUCAAAAUCCAAAAAUUUUACUCACAUACUACAACAAAAGCUUGUUUCACUUUGCAAUCGAUGAUGGGUCUAAUUUUGAAAAUUUUGUCGAGGUCUAUGACAAUUUAAAAAUUCAACAUGAGGCAGUGACUGCAGUUGAAGUGUUUGCAAACGUAGCGAAUAUGGCGAAAGCUGGGAACUCUUCAAGCGAUAAGCACUUGGUGUUGGCAAAUUUGAGUUUCUUAAGAGCUGUCAAGAAACUGGUGUUGUACAAUCUUUGUCUCAAGAGCACUUUUAGGUUGUUUGGAAACCAAUGUGUAUUUUCUUCUGAUGGGAUCAUGUAUACGCCAGUAUGCUUGGAUCCCGUCCUUCUUGAAAAUGGAGAGUUGUUAGUCUCAAUUACUGAACGCAAAUCAUUAAGCCUCUAUAGCUCAAUUAUUCUAUCGCCGGAGGAGUUCAUUCAAGCAGCACAUAAUCUAGUCCUUUACAUACUUCCCAGUGGUAUCAGAUGCCAUUUGUUUGAUCCAACCAAUAUCGAAAACAAUUUUGUUACUUCGCACAACAUCAAGAAUGAUAAUUUGUUAAAGCUACUCGAAUUGAGCAUUCCAGGUACUGAUUUCUCUCAAGAGCGGAAGUGGGUUAAGUUAAUCCCGAACUUGAAACAUCUAAACAAUCAAACUUCGCUCAUCAGCAAAUUCAUACAUUCGGUCGAAAACACGAAAUAUAUCUUGUGGCCAUGGAGUUUGUGUUUUUUACAAUUUGGAUUAAAUGAAGAGACAGAAUUAGCAAGCAAUGCGAUGGAUACUUCAUUCCCUUUAUCAUCAUCAUCACCAUCAUCGAAUUCUCCAGCGCACAACCCUAUUGAUUUCAUCUCUGAUUAUUUAGAUUUUGUUAUUGAUGAAAACGAAAAAGAACAAGCGGUUCUAAAAGCAUCGAUCCAAAUAAAGAAUGAACAAGCGUCGAAAGGAUCCGCAGCAACAGCAACAGGUGCAGCACCAGUUGCAGCAUCAGUUACGGGUGAUUCGUAUGAGAGUAAAGAUGCCACCGCACACACUUUGAAUGAUCCCCACGCUCGACAUUUGGAUUUCAAUUUAACUACUUCGCCUGGAUUUGAAACAUUUGAUCUCCGAGCGGCAGAGACAUUUUUAGCUGAUUCCCAUGUAGUAGGCAACGGGGACGAGAACAAGGACGCCAAUGCCACAGUAAAAAGUGGCUCCGAUGCAGAAAUGGAUGACUUGUUUGGCGAUGAUGAGAGUGAAAAUGCAGAUGACAAGCCUAAGGACAAUACAAUCAAGAUCGAUAAUGUCAAUGAGCACACAUCACAUUCAUCGCCGCUUAACCCUGAACAAAUAGGUAAAUCAAAAUCGAAUGACUUUGAGAAUGAAGAUGUUGAUGAAUUAUUUGGAUCAGAGUUUAAUGAAGAUGAUGAUGCAGAAACUGAAAAAAAAGCUGAAACUAAAGCUGAAGAUGAAGCUGAAGAUGAAGAUGAAGCUGAAUUCAGUGUUAACGAUUCCACAUCUAUGAGACAACAAGCCGUGCAUGAAAAUGAGCUGACUGGCGAAAGCGAUAGCAGAAGACCUGUAAAUAAUAAGAAUAGAUCUAGUCUGUCGCUUCCAUACGCAGAGUUUUUGAAAAACAACAUGACAAUUAAACAGUCGAUUAGCCCCGAGUAUUCAGACCCGGGAGCACCAGCACCCGCACCAACUUAUUUGACUCCGUUUGAACCAGUAUUGAAGAGAAACACACCGCUUGUAAAACUGUUAGAUUCUACUCCUUCUUUUGAAACAAAGAGAUCAUUGCCGCAAGGAGAAGUUCGGCCAAGUCUGGUGAACUCACUGUUUUCACCUCUACCUUUCAAUCCGAUUAUCAAGCAAGACAUUGACCAGAAAUAUGGCAAAGGCGGUAAAUUUUAUAUGGAGGGCAUGGAUGUUGACGAGCCUGUUUCUCCUAAACUUCCUCUGCCGGCUUCCUAUAGACAAAGACAUAGUAUUGCGGCUACCACUGUUUCCGCUAAUUUCAAUGACGGCGUCGGAGGUGCAACAAGUUCUGGUACAGUUGCAGGUCAUGUUACUGGCUCGGGAGUUGGCCCCCGUAGCUGGGAAAAGGACCCGAAUGACUAUUCUGACGCAGAAAGCAGCAGCGAAGAAAGUGACGAAGAUAGCACUUCCAAUUACCAAAUUACACCCCCAGGAUUUAAGUUGGAAUCUUCCCAAGGUCAUGAUUCGAGCAAUAUGCAUCUCCAGAGCGAGAUUUAUUCUCAAAACUUGCAAAUUCCUCAGAGCGUGAAUUCAACGGCGCAACAACUAUACUCCGGUAAUGGACAAGGUGCCUCUCCAUUAGGUACAGUUGCACUUCGCCAAAACUCAAGGUUUGACUCCCCAUUUCUUCCUACAUCAACAUUGGAAAUGACACCUUUUCUUCAAGAAUCUUUUCCAGGUCAAGCAUUGCUGAUGACCUCACCACCAUCGGGAAAUGCUAUUAAUGCGCACCACAAUGACAACGACAACGACGACGAUGACCAUUUCCACGACCACCAUCACCAAAACAACAACAACAGCAACAACAACAGUAACAAUAACAGCAACAGCAACAUCAAUGGCAAUGGCAAUAAUAAUAAUACUGCUAACACAAGACGGAAUUUUAGUGAGACAUCAAAUUAUGCACCUUUGAUAUUACGAAGCAUAAACAUCUUUUCAUUACCAGAUCGAUAUUUGUUAAAUAAUAUUCAUAAGUUUCAAAACACAGCUUUGCCCCUCUCGAUGAAUGAUGAUAAUCAAAAUGAUUUGGAGACGAGAGUUUCUUUAUCGGAAUUAGUUGUCCAACACAAGCAUCUUUCAGUGCUUUUACAGAUUUUAGCAGAUAACGUUGUCUUUGACAUGGGUGAAUUAAACAACUACCAGCUUAAUUUGUGCAUGCUGAAAAAAUUUAAAAACGUCGACACUGAGAAAAUAUCACAAUCACAACAACAACAAAAACAACAACAACAACAAAAACAAAAACAAAGAAAAGUACAAUCUUUGGAAAUUGCAAAACCCGAAGACGCCGUGUUAAGUGUAUUCUCAAACUGUUACUUACUUAAAGUUCAAGAUAUCUUGGCUGAACAAAUUAAGCAAACGGAAAAGAGCGAACUGUUUAUUGAUAAUAAUGAUUUCAUUUUCUCAGACUUUGGAACCGAGUCAGAAUCAGAUGAAAAAGUCAGCACAUGGAAUUUCUUAAGUGGGGAUCCAGUAGGAGGAGAACAUGGACAGAAACAGAGUGAAACUGGGCACCAACAUUUGCAGAGGUCCCUGGUUUCCAAUUUUGACGAAGAAAACUUUUUCAUCACCCCCGCUGUAAAAGUUAUAGUUGGAAAGAACGAAGAGACUGUUAAUUCCAAUAUUUUGGUUACGAAGUUUUGGAAGCACAUGAGCUUUACACCAGCAAAUGAUUUGAGAAAAAAUUUUCAACUAUUGUUUUUAGGACCAGAGGAUGGACGUAGUAGAAUUAGCAACAACAGUAACAAGAAAAACCUUAAAGAUAACACUUAUGCUCGAUUAUUGGUGGAUAAACUUGUGGCAAACUAUCAAGAGUGCAACUUUGGUAAAAUUACAAAGCUUUCCUUAACAACUGUUGACACGCGGCCCGAUUUAGAGCCCGUUGAAGAAGGUGUUAGCCUUUUUGAAUUUGAAAAUGAUGCUGGCGCAAAUCGAAACUCUAUGGAUUACUAUUCUCAGUUGAACUCCAAAUUAAUGCACUUGGUAGAGCUUAUCAAGUUGGACAUGAUCAACAAGACAGAUAACUUUAACUUUAAUCAACCUUUAUUAUUGUUUGUCAUCAAUUUUGAUGAAAACUAUAAUUCCACGCUACAAUUGGCAAAAGUCUUGAGAAAUUUCCAAGUCGCAUUGACGACUCAUCAGAUGCCCUUGGUUCAAAUUUUUACAAAGAUUGUCCCUUCAAGAUUUCUCGUAAAAAGAGUAGGAUCAGAUGUCAGACUCAGGAUUCUCAACACUCAAGCACUUUCGCGGAUUUCAAUGAAUAUGUACAAUGAAUGUCCAUCUAUCCAACAAAGUGUCAAUCAGAAUUAUUCUUUGGCGUUUUCCAGAUCGAUAUUCGCACCCUUAACAGGGGACCCACCCCAAAGCUUACAGUUCAAGUAUCUAAAUUCAGCUUAUAAGAGUAGUGGCAGCGGAAACGAAGAUUCCUUUGUCCAUUUGGCAUACGAAAGAUCACUCGAUAAAGCUUGGGUUGCAGCCGCAUGGUCAGACCCAUUGGGUCUUGUUAGACAUGUUAAAGCGUGGCACAUUCCUGAGCAAAGUACCGCAUCUAGAGGAAACUCGUUCUUCCAAAAAAGGGAUUUUGAAGGUGAAAUAACACCCACAGAUUUAGCAACAGUAACUGAUGAGAUGUGGAGCAUAUCGGCUGAAUUAUUUAAGCAAUUGAACAGUUUGAGUAGAAAGUCAUCAUCAUUGAGCUCUAGAAAGUUCUUAGUGUUAACAAGAAUUAAUGGGUCAAUACCCGAUGACGAGUUGGUGCAUUGGAAAAGGUUGAGCACUAAGUUUAAAGACAUAUCUUUAAUUGUUCUUUCCACUGGGCUGCAUUCGAGAAUUUUAGUCGAAGAAAGCAAACACGACAAGAUGAAAGAGAAAGAUAAAGAGUUGGAAAAAGGAAAAGCAGAGACAGAGGUGGAAGAGGACGGACAGAAGAAAAGGAUAAAAAAUAACCAGGACGAGGAAGAGGAAGAGGAGAAGGAAAAGGAAAAGGAAAAGGAGAAGGACGAAAACGAAAAGGGUGUUGGUGAUAAGGAAACGGAUGGACAGCACCCGCCUUUUAAUCAAAGUCCCCAAACUGCCCUGGAUAGAGUAGAUAUGAUAAACUUCAACAACUUUACGGCGGAUAUUGCUGAUCCAUCUGGUAUGGCAGCGAAUUCGGCUACUGGCGCAUUAGUGACAUCACCAAAUGCAUUGAUGUAUCAUUCACCUCAACAAUUUCUCAAUGCACCCUCCAAUUUUCUUUCACCGCAAGAGUUCAAUACUCCAAAUUCUGGAUUAUUGUCACAGGGAAAUUCUUUAACCAUCGAUGCCAAUCUGCGAUUGAAGGAAACAGAUGAAGAAAUCCACGGAGUUAUACCACGCUUGAAAUUGCCACCCAGUGGGUCUUCAACUAGAGGUGGCAUGAAGACCGGGUAUUUGAUUAAAAGGAGGAAGGUAACGAAAGAUGACGGAGCCAGUAAAAAAGCCGAGUUUCUCAUUUUUGAGGUUAACCUUUUAAGCUGCUCGAAUUAUUGGGACUUGAAUGUUUUGAUGAAGCAACUUCUUAUACAGUACAGGAAAUUACUGAGUCUAAAUCAGAUUCUUGGAACUGUUAAUACAGAAAAAGUUAAAUGUGAAGAAUAUUGUCCAAUACUUCUGGAUGAUUUAGUGCCAUGGCACGUAGUAGCCGUCACCAAGCUUUUGGGCUAUCUUGUUCACAUUUAUGUAGAGGAAUAG